CGACUGCACCGUCUGUCUUUUAUUUUUCUUCUCUUCUUGCCAAAACAAAGAUGGCGACGGCGGUCAAGAAGCAGGACAUGCCGCCUUCGGGCGGCUAUCGGUCGAUUCCUUACGUCAGGAACCCGGCCAAGUCCUAUUUCAGCGGCGUUGGUCUCAUCGCUGGAUUUGUAGCAAUCACUUCCUAUGGUCUGUUUGAAUAUUACAGAGCCAGUAAACAAAUCAGGAGGAACCGAGUUGAGAGACGGAGUGCAUAUUUGGCCCUGACACCUCUGCUCACAGCUGAGAAGGACAGAGAAAAGCUCAAGCAGCUGAGACGCAAUCGUGAUGAAGAGGCCAAGUUGAUGGCCGAUGUGCCUGGAUGGGAAGUGGGCACUUACUACGGUGAGAAGGUCUACAAGAGCCUGCCUGAAGACGCGUGGGUUGAGCCUCACUCGAGGGAGUUUUACGCUCACGCCUCCGAGAGGGACUACCGUAGGAGACUGUUCUUCAAGAACUGGAUCUAAGCUGGUUGUAUAUUGGAAAAUAUGUAAAUUUAGAAUAAAUGAGAUGCUUUGUUGUAGUUAAACAAA
This is a messenger RNA of Cloeon dipterum, 569 nucleotides long. It is a transcript of the gene ND-B16.6, whose product is annotated as NADH dehydrogenase (ubiquinone) B16.6 subunit. Lineage: Eukaryota; Metazoa; Arthropoda; Insecta; Ephemeroptera; Baetidae. Bases 51 to 503 code for a protein of 150 amino acids. The transcript is spliced from 3 exons. The record is from RefSeq and is a predicted model, not a curated record.